This is a messenger RNA of Condylostylus longicornis, 1135 nucleotides long. It is a transcript of the gene Bub3, whose product is annotated as mitotic checkpoint protein BUB3. Gene Ontology annotation, cellular component: mitotic checkpoint complex; kinetochore; bub1-bub3 complex. Gene Ontology annotation, molecular function: ubiquitin binding. The record is from RefSeq and is a predicted model, not a curated record. Lineage: Eukaryota; Metazoa; Arthropoda; Insecta; Diptera; Dolichopodidae. Bases 91 to 1074 code for a protein of 327 amino acids. The transcript has 3 exons. Gene Ontology annotation, biological process: mitotic spindle assembly checkpoint signaling.
CUGAUGUUAGAAAAAAGAUUUCAAAUAGCCCACAAAAAUUUUACUGUAUAUUUAAAAAAUUUUAUUAUUUAAAUUGAUUAAAAAUUAAGAAUGGCUCGUAAAACAGAAAUGCAAUUAAAUAAUCCACCAAGCGAUGUAAUAUCUGCUGUAAAAUUUGCUCCCGGUACAAACCAAUUUUUAAUAGCAUCUUCGUGGGACUGCACUGUCCGGUUGUAUGAUGUUGUAAAUAACAUUAUGAGACAAAAGUAUAUGCAUGAUGCACCGGUAUUAGAUGUAGCAUUUCAAGAUCCUGUACAUACAAUCAGUGGCGGUAUGGACAAUCAACUAAAGCUUUUUGAUAUGAACACGCAUGGGGAGUAUAUACUGGGUUCGCAUGAGGCGACUAUAAAAUGUGUGGAAUAUGCUUCUCAAAUAAAUGGUAUUUUAUCUGGGAGUUGGGAUAAAACUAUGAAAUUAUGGGAUUCAAGAGAUAAGCAAUGUGUUGGUACAUAUGAACAAAGCAAUGGGAAGGUUUAUUCUAUGGAUGUUAAUGAUGAAAAAGUUGUGGUUGCAACAUCUGAUAGAAAAGUUAUUAUAUGGGAUUUAAGAAAUAUGUCACAGUACAUGAUGAAAAGAGAGUCAUCACUUAAAUACCAAACCAGAUGUAUAAGAAUAUUUCCAAAUAAAGAAGGUUAUGUUAUGAGUUCAAUAGAGGGCAGAGUAGCAGUUGAAUAUUUUGAUCCUGUUCCCGAUGUCCAGCAAAAAAAGUUCGCAUUUAAAUGUCAUCGUAAUAAAGAGGAUAAUAUUGAGCUUAUAUAUCCAGUAAAUGCCGUUACAUUUCACAGAAUUUAUAAUACUUUUGCUACAGGUGGUUCUGACGGUUAUGUUAAUAUUUGGGAUGGUUUUAAUAAAAAGCGUUUAUGCCAAUUUCAUCAAUAUGAUACAUCUAUAGCAUCAUUACAUUUUAGUAAAGAUGGUUCAACUUUAGCAAUAGCCUGCUCUUAUUUAGAUGAACUAGAAACGCCACCAAAAACUCCUCAUGAUCCGACAAUUUAUGUUCGCUAUGUGAACGAAAAUGAAAUUAAACCAAAAUAAAAUUAUUGUAUUAAUUUUUACGUAAAUAUUUUAGAAAAGAAUUAUAAGAAACUUGUACCUA